ACCGUUAGACAUAAGGGACAAUUUUUGUCAUUUUCUCAAAAAAAAAAUAAAAGAUUCCCUUAAUUCUUUCAGCUUAGAAGAAAGAACAUGAGGGCUUAAGGGAAGUGUAUCUGCAAUCAACAAAAUGCCAAUCAAAUGGGUUUUACAUUGGCAGCCAAAUGCAGGGACAACAGUGAACAGUCAAAUAGUGAGUGAAGUAUCACAAUGUGUUGAGAGUAUUAAUGGUCUUAAACAAGGAAGAUGGAAAGCUACUCUUAGCUUCUAUAAACCCAUGCUUAGAGAUCAAGCAAAUGCAAUGGAGUUUCCUCGAGACUUUUUGGGAAUUUCACUUCAAGAACAGCCCAACAAGUAUUACUUUGUAAUUAGAGGGCAACGGAUGAUCUUAGAAGCAGAGUCAUCAAUUCAGACGAUAAUGGAGAAGCUGCAGUCUUACAAAACGAGGGUUGCACUUAAUUUUGAGGGGUUUCAGUAUCAACUUGGUGACUUCCAGCUGCGAGUGGGAAAGGUUGUUCCAAUCCACUCUGAGAACUUGAGGGGAAUAGUUAUGGAGAUGGAGUAUCUUCCGAUUUCCUCAUGGGAGAAAUCACACCAGAUUAUGGGUGAAUUCUUUGACAUAUGGCAGGAAGCUCUUGCAAAAAGAUCAUUACCAGGUCAUUUUGUGCACAUUGAACCAAUUUUUUCAGAGUUUGGCCUCUCUGAUCAAUACACUUCACAACACACAGCUGUGCAGUAUGCUAGCAUCAUGGCUCAAAUGAUAGCAACAGCUCAAUCAGCACAAGCAAUGAGAAAUUAGAUUGUAGCCUAAUGUUCUGUUGACAAUGUAAGAUUUUAGCUUUGUACCUGUUGUAUUCUCACAACAAAAAGUAAAAGCAAUGAUUUUCCUUUAGCUCCAGAAA
Molecule: messenger RNA, 896 nt
Organism: Lycium barbarum (goji berry)
Lineage: Eukaryota; Viridiplantae; Streptophyta; Magnoliopsida; Solanales; Solanaceae
Product: mediator of RNA polymerase II transcription subunit 20a-like
Exons: 5
Coding region: 125-793 (222 amino acids)
Biological process (GO): regulation of transcription by RNA polymerase II
Cellular component (GO): mediator complex
Molecular function (GO): transcription coactivator activity
Source: RefSeq, a predicted model, not a curated record